AUGGAAGGUGGGUCAGUUGCUCGCGCGUUCCUGAACGAGCCCGAGUGGAAAGUUCGCGGCAUCACUCGCGACACUUCCAAAGCGUCCGCCACGGAGUUGUCAUCUCAAGGCGUUGAAGUCGUAGCAGGUAACCUCGAUGACCUCGAGUCGCUGAAGAAUGGGUUCAAGGGUGCAAAUGUCAUCUUCGGCAACACUGACUUCUGGGGUCACCUGAAUGAUCCUGCGACACAUAAGCUUGCAGCCGAACAGAAACGUACAGCAAACGAAGUGGCAUAUGACCGAGAAGUUGCUCAAGCCAAGGCUAUCGUCGAUGCAGCAGCGGCUCAUGUCGGUACUCUGGACCGUUUCGUAUUGUCCACGCUUUCUGAAGCUAGGAAAUGGAGCAACGGUACCAUCAAGUGGAACUUGCACUUCGAUGCAAAGGCUGAAACCGAGAACUACCUGAAAGAGACAUACCCGGAGCUUUCCGCCAAGACGAGCUUGCUGCACUUGGGCUCCUAUGCAAACAACUGGAAACCGGAGAAGCAGGAAGACGGCUCCUUUGUUCUUAGUCUACCCAUGAGUGGAGACAGGAAGAUCCCCAUGGUCGAUCCAGUUGCAGACACUGGGCGUUUCACGAAAGCACUCGUUGAGUUGCCACCAGGAACACUUCUGAGCGGCGCUGGAUCGUUCAUAUCGUUUGAUGAGUGGUGCGACAUCUUCGGGAAGGUGAACAAUGUGAAAUGUGUCUUCAAGAAGAUACCCCGAGAAGCCAUGGAAAAAGCGAUGGGACCCGUAUACGGUCCCGAGAUUGCCGACAUGUACGAGUACUUCGACAAGUUUGGCUUCGAAGGGGGCAAUCCCGAUGUCGUGUUUCCGUGGGAUCUGGACAUCGACGUGAAGUACACGUCCAUGGAAGAGUAUUUGAAGGGGGAUGACUACAGCUCCGUUUUGUGA
Molecule: messenger RNA, 936 nt
Organism: Alternaria ventricosa
Lineage: Eukaryota; Fungi; Ascomycota; Dothideomycetes; Pleosporales; Pleosporaceae
Exons: 3
Coding region: 1-936 (311 amino acids)
Source: RefSeq, a predicted model, not a curated record